GAUUAUGUGACAGUAAUGGACUAGUUGGCUGGGCUUAAGAUGCUUGGCUUAAGGGAAUCAACACUUCAAGUAUAAUGCACCAGUAAUAUCUCUCCGCAGUGGGGAGUGGUGAUGGAGUCUAGUCAGAGUAACAAGAGGCCCCAUUCUGGGGAUGGAAAUGAUGUUGGUGGCAAGAAAGGAAAGUUCUCUGGAAGGGGAAGAGGAGGUGGCGGCAGUUCCAGAGGAAUUGCAGGGGGUGGGGGUGAUGGACAGAGUGGGCAAGGGUUCAGGAGGGGUAGAGGAUUUGGUGGGGAUAGUGGUUUCAAGGGUGUGCGUGGUGGACUCAGAGGUGGAGAAGGUGGUAGGUUCAGAGGAGGCCGGGGCGGAAACAGUGACGGGUUCCGGGGAGGGCAGAGUGGAUUCAGGGGCAGAGGAGGUGGUGGGUUCAGGGGAGGCCGAGGUGGAAUCAAUGGCGGAUUCAGGGGAGGCAGGGAUGGAGAAGGUGGUGGAUUCAGAGGAGGGCGGGGCGGAGAAGGUGGAGGGUUCAGGAGAGGACAAGGUGGGUUUGAAGGCCGAGAAACAGGGUUCAGAGGAGGUAGUGGUGGACAGAAGAGAGAAGGGGGUAACAGUGCUGUAAUGAACCAGGGAGGUCUUUUAAACUUUGGGCAGAAACUGUAUGCUGAGUUUCCUGACUGGAACACAGAUCUAAUUCACAAGGUGUUGGCUGCUAUUUACUUCGAUGAGCAGCAUAAUACAAAUUGGCAUAAGGUAUCUGAGAACAUAAGAAAUUCGCUGGCGCCAGAUGAAAUUGAAAAAUUAUGGAAUAAUUUAAUUGCAAAAUUGGAGCCUCCAACAUUUCAAUGUGUGCUUGAUUCCAGACAUGAAGAUGUUAUUGAAGAGGACAGUUAUACUAGAAAAACUUCCAGA
Molecule: messenger RNA, 906 nt
Organism: Gryllus bimaculatus (two-spotted cricket)
Lineage: Eukaryota; Metazoa; Arthropoda; Insecta; Orthoptera; Gryllidae
Source: the annotation of a GenBank genome assembly